CAGAGUGUAUUAAUGGAAAAUAUGGAAUGAACUGUAACAUUAGCUGCACUUGUCAAAUGUCAAACACGAAGACUUGUGAUAAUGUCAAUGGAUCUUGUAAGUGUUUCCCUGGCUGGAAGGGAGAGAACUGUACUACUGAUGAAGAUGAAUGUGCUGAUAACCUAUUUUCAUGCCAAGAACAUUCUUACUGUGUAAACACAAAUGGAUCUUAUAUCUGUGUUUGUGAUGAUGGAUUCACUCUAAAGGAUAACAUUUGUGGAGGUAAGAGUUUGAUGUUUUCUGUGGCUUGUUGGUAUCUUCAAUUAUAGAACAAUGCCUUCUAAAACUAUAUCACUUUUUUCUUCGUCUAUUCUUUCACAGGAAAAAAUAAAAUUAAAACAAUUAUGAUCAAUUCUUUAUGGGAAGAAAUCAUAUUUAAUUCUUAUAAAAUUUAUGUUAUUUAUUUUUUUUUAAAUAAUUAACCAACAAAUUAUUUCCAUUAAGUGUGCACUGCAGGAAAAUAUGGAAAGAACUGUAACAAUAGCUGCAAGUGUCAAAUGUCAAAUACCAAAACUUGUGAUAAUGUCAUUGGAGCUUGUACGUGUCUUCCUGGCUGGAAUGGAGAUAACUGUACUUCUGAUGUAGAUGAAUGUGCUGAUAACCUAUUUUCAUGUCAAGAACAUUCUCACUGUGUAAACAUAAAUGGAUCUUAUGUCUGCGUUUGUGAUGAUGGAUUCAUUCUCAAGGAUAACAUUUGUGGAGGUAAGAAUUUGAAGUUUUCAUUGGCUGGUUAGUAUGUUUUAUUUUAGCUUUCUGGUUGCCAUCCAUUACAAUGUGACAAUAAUAAUAAUAAUAAUAAUAAAGUUUAUUUGAAAAACACGCUUCAUCCCCAAAAGCUCGAAGCGCGGUACAAAGUCAACCAUAUUAAAAAGAGAAAUAAAAACAAUCUAAAAUUUACCACAUUUAAAAAAACAGACGCAACAAUAUAAAACUACAUAUGAGCAUAUCGAGUCAAAACUUUCAUCCCGUUUCAACCAUAAGCAACAUAAGCCAAUAGAGUAGACUUUGCAGAAUAUUAUAGAUUAAUACCUUAUGAAUCCAUUUACCAGAUAUUUCUGUUCUUUAUCGAUUUUAAUAGAUCUGACUAAGAACUUUAAGUUAUUAUAUUUCAAAUAGAGUAAUGUCACAAUAUGAUGCAUUAUAAAAUUAAGCAUUUUUUUUUAAAUUUCAUUGUAGUAUGGGCCAAGAUACAUGAUUAAUUUAUAAAAUAAAUGUUUUCAGUUCAAUAAAUAAUAUAUUUUUCUAAAUAAUCUAGUUUGAGUAUACUUAUUUUGAAUUGAAACAUAUAUUUCCUUUCUUUUUUUGAAGUGAUAUUUUCUUGGAGUUUAGACAAAUGUGAAGUGGCAGUAUAUACAUUAUUUAACAAAUACAGAAGUGAUUAUUUCUCUUACUCUUUUAAUUUUUAAUAACUACAAAAGCUAACAGUUGUUAGAAAUAUUUAUAAAUCUAAAAAGAAAAAAUAUUCCAUUUAAAAAAAACAAAAAAACUUUUCAUUAUUCUAAAACUAAAACACAAUGAAUUUUUAAGCAUAGCUUAACACUAACAAAUUUAUUACAUUUUUAUAAUGGAGAGCAUUUGUAAUGUAAUAUUACCAAUGGUUUCUUCAAAGGUAAAAAAGCAAACUUUAUUCUUAUACAUGUUCUAAUGGACUACUGUUUUCACACAAGUCCUUAUAUGCAUUAAUUUAAGGUAAAUAAUAUUGGUUAAGUUUUGAAAGAAUUUAAUUGUGUUAACCUACUAUUCUUUUAGCAUCAAAAAAUGGAAAAUGGAAUAGGAUAUUAUUUUGUUAAUUUGUAUGGCAUAAUAUUUUACAAAUCUAAAAACAUCUCAAUGUCAUAAUUGUACAAUCAUUUUUAAAACUUACCUCAUCAGAAAGAUAAUAAUGAUUUUUUUCCUAAAGAUCUUCCAUUCAGGCACACAGUUUCAUUAGUGAUAACAAUAGAUUAUAACAUGACAGGCUUUGAUAUAUCAAACAAAAUUUCUGCUAAUUACCUGAAGCUUUCAGAUGCAGCACAAAAAGGGGUAUGAAAGCCUUUUUUAAUCUUUUUAUGAAUAUAAUUUAAUAUAAAUAAUGAGUAUCACAAAUAUUACUGAUUUUAUUAUUUUUAAUUUCUGUCUAAUGUAAUUUUUUUAUUUUUGAUAAAGACGAAUAAUCACAUUUGAUGAAUAGCUCAAUAUUUACUUCACAUGCUUUUUUAAUACUAAAAAAAAAAAUCCCACAAUCAUUUAAUUUUUAAAAUGUUUAUGUUUCAGUUGCUAGAAAGUUUGAAAAAGGAGGCAGCUGUAAUUUCAGUGACUAUAAUGAAUCUAAGGUACAAUAUUUUUUUUAAUUAUAAUUCCAAACUUUGGCUGACAUAUGUUUGGAACAAACAAUUUUGGAUUAUUUUAAGAUAUUACAAAAUACUUUUAAAUCUACUUAUCUGAUCCUCAGACAAGGAAGCCUCAUCAUUUAUACUGAUAUCACCAUGGCAACCAAUAACACAACUGACAAGGCUAGUGAAAUGAAGAUAGCCAUGGUGUUCGUGGAAAUUUUGAAAAAUGGAAUUGGCAUCACUAUAAACAACACAAAUGGCAAUAUAUUACAUCUCAUAAUAAGUGGUGUAGAAAGUGAGCAUCAAUUUUUUUAUUUACUUAUAUUAAUUUUGCUGUGUAGGAUUCUUUUAAAAAUAUUUUACCUACAUUUAUAAAAAGCAUGAAGUACCUGAGUAAAUUUCGUAAAUAAUUUAAUUGAGAAUUGAGAACUAACUAAGUAAUAAUGGAUUGGUAGUUUAAUAUUAUUACCUCAUCUCAUGGAAUAUUUCACAAAAUAUCAUAUAAUAUGUGAAAUAUUAUAUUAUAUGAAGUGAUAAUAUAUUUAAUAUGAACAUAUCAUUAAUAAGCAAAUAUAUUGACAUUAAAUGCAUUUUGCUUAUUUUAAAUUGAACUUUGAUUCAACCUAACAUCCUUUGUAUCUUUAUUUAUUAAGUACUAAAGAACGACACACCAUGUAACAUAAAAAGUAAGCUCGAUCCAUGUGCAGCUUCAGAGACAUGUAAAAAUGAAGGAGAAGAAGCUGUGUGCAGGUUAGUCAACUUGCGUUAA
Messenger RNA from Lymnaea stagnalis (great pond snail), 3120 nucleotides. The record is from the annotation of a GenBank genome assembly. Lineage: Eukaryota; Metazoa; Mollusca; Gastropoda; Lymnaeidae.